AAACGCUACGCUACAAACACGGACACAUGUCAAAGUUGAUAUAAUAUUUCCUUCAUUGCACCACCAGAGAGCAUCAAUGCUUCAAGCAAAGUGUAUUUUACAGCCGAACCGAAAUGCAUAAUACGAGUCAGUCAGAUGAGCGAAAGACCCCACGCACGCAGCACGCACACACGUGUUUACUGCAGCCAUGGCGGACAUGCAGAUGAAGAUUCUCCGCAAGAAAAUUCAGAAGAGAAAUGAUAAAAAUAAAGAACGCAAAUUGCUCAGAGCUCAGAAGAAAGAAGAGGAAAACGGUGAAGAGGUAAAAGUUGUUCUGGACGAAUCUGAUUCUGCUCCAAACGUCAGUGAAGAGCAGCAGCGAAGUAACGAAACCUCACAGCAAAUCAAGAAGAAAAAGAAAAGAAAACUGCAUGGUGCGGGGGACGCAGCAUCUGGUGUGAAAAAGGUCAAAAAGCAGGAUGUUAAAGAGACAACAGAAACAUCGGAUGGAGAAGAUGAGAAACAGGAGGAAUUUACAGAGCCUGAAAAGGUGCCAGAAAACGGAAAUGAUGACAAAGGGGGUUCAGCAGAAGAGGAUGACAGUGAUGAAGAUGGCCCAGAGCUUCCUUCUGGUCUCACAGGUGCGUUUGAGGACAAGUCGUUUGCAUCUUUGGCUGAAGUGGUCAGUGAGAAUACACUGAAGGGGGUGAAGGAAAUGGGCUUUGAAACCAUGACUGAGAUCCAGCACAAGACCAUACGACCUCUGCUGGAAGGAAGAGACGUGUUGGCUGCCGCUAAAACGGGAAGCGGUAAAACUCUGGCUUUCCUGAUUCCCUCCAUUGAGCUUAUUUACAAACUCAAAUUUAUGCCCAGAAAUGGGACUGGAGUGGUCAUAUUGUCUCCCACUCGUGAGUUGGCCAUGCAGACGUAUGGUGUGCUGAAGGAGCUGAUGACUCAUCAUGUGCACACAUAUGGCCUCAUCAUGGGCGGCAGCAACCGUUCUGCUGAAGCCCAGAGACUCGCCAAUGGAGUCAAUAUCAUUGUUGCUACACCUGGCAGACUUCUCGAUCACCUGCAGAACACACCCGGGUUCAUGUUUAAGAACCUCCAGUGUCUGAUCAUUGACGAGGCUGAUAGGAUUCUAGAGGUUGGCUUCGAGGAAGAACUGAAGCAGAUCAUCAAACUGCUGCCUAAAAAAAGACAGACCAUGUUGUUUUCCGCAACACAGACGCGUAAGGUGGAGGAUCUUGCACGAAUCUCCCUCAAGAAGGAGCCGUUGUAUGUGGGGGUGGAUGACAACAAAGACACGGCCACUGUGGAAGGACUAGAACAGGGAUAUGUUGUGUGUCCUUCGGAAAAACGUUUCCUGCUGCUUUUCACGUUUCUGAAGAAGAACCGUAAGAAGAAGCUGAUGGUGUUCUUCUCAUCUUGCAUGUCUGUGAAGUACCACUAUGAGCUGCUCAACUACAUCGAUCUGCCCGUCAUGGCCAUUCACGGGAAGCAGAAACAGACGAAGAGAACCACAACGUUUUUCCAGUUCUGUAACGCAGACUCUGGCAUACUCCUCUGUACGGAUGUGGCUGCCAGAGGUCUCGAUAUCCCAGAGGUGGACUGGAUUGUUCAGUACGACCCUCCCGAUGAUCCAAAGGAGUACAUUCACCGUGUGGGACGAACAGCUCGUGGUAUUAAUGGUAGAGGACAUGCCCUCCUGAUCCUAAGACCAGAGGAGCUUGGCUUUCUACGAUUUCUCAAACAGGCCAAAGUCCCUCUGAGUGAGUUUGAGUUCUCCUGGGCUAAAAUCUCUGAUAUUCAAUCUCAGUUGGAGAAGCUGAUAGAGAAGAACUACUACCUUCACAAAUCAGCUCAGGAGGCCUACAAAUCCUACGUCAGAGCUUACGACUCGCAUUCCCUCAAACAAAUCUAUAAUGUGGAGACGCUCGACCUCCCGAAAGUGGCAAUGUCCUUUGGGUUUAAAGUGCCACCUUUUGUGGACCUCAAUGUUCACAGCAGUAAAGGGGUGAAGAUGCAGAAGCGAGGUGGCGGCGGAGGCUUUGGCUACCAGAAAUCAAGUAACGUCCACAAGGCCAAGAUCUUCAAACAUGUCAACAAAAGGAAAGGAGAUGGUAGACAGUUCUCACGCUGAGAAUAAGAUCAAUCCUCCUUGUGAUGCACCUCUUUAUGGAGUAGCGGUCAGACAACACGAUUGUCAUUGUGUUCAUUUGUUCUCAGUCAUUUGAGAGGAGCUCUGAUCAGUCUGCAUUCCAUGCCUGUACAGAAAGCUGUUUUCAGAAGCUGUUAUGUAAUGCUGAAUUUCUAUUGUUACUGGCCCAACUCAUUAAAUAUAGAAACUU
Messenger RNA from Carassius carassius (crucian carp), 2330 nucleotides. Its product is annotated as ATP-dependent RNA helicase DDX18-like. The record is from RefSeq and is a predicted model, not a curated record. Gene Ontology annotation, biological process: maturation of LSU-rRNA from tricistronic rRNA transcript (SSU-rRNA, 5.8S rRNA, LSU-rRNA). Gene Ontology annotation, molecular function: ATP binding; RNA helicase activity; nucleic acid binding. Gene Ontology annotation, cellular component: nucleolus. The transcript is spliced from 15 exons. The coding region runs from base 188 to 2122 and encodes 644 amino acids. NCBI's taxonomy places the organism in Eukaryota, Metazoa, Chordata, Actinopteri, Cypriniformes, Cyprinidae.